Molecule: messenger RNA, 459 nt
Organism: Protopolystoma xenopodis
Lineage: Eukaryota; Metazoa; Platyhelminthes; Monogenea; Polystomatidea; Polystomatidae
Source: the annotation of a GenBank genome assembly
UUGACGCAGUCCACGGGAUAUCCUACUUUGCUAACACCAGGUCGUGAAACUGUUUCAAGAAUGACUUCCAGCUCUGAUGAUGUCCAUCAAAGGUUGAACGAAUGCUCAGCCCGUUUUCACCCAAAGUACACGCUUUGGCGUCUCGAUCGGGAAACAGAAGAGGCAGCAGCAACCGACUCUGAUCGACGCUGGUCGUGUCAGCCGCUCACCUGCAAGCAGGUCAGCCGUCUUCCCCUCGAGCCCGGUCGGCGCGAGGCUGCCGUCCGUCCGGACGGAGUAGGCCAGUCGGUUGGUGUCGGCGCACGAGCCCCGAUGGCGAACCAGGCCGGACUGGGUGUAGCCGGACACGCCGGCGGCGGCGAGCACGUCAAUGAAGCCUUAGAGAAAAGGGGGAAUAGGUUAAAUGGGCUAUCGACAAUUGAGAAUGGGCAAAAUGACGGAAAAGACGGUCGAGAUUAA